Messenger RNA from Nematocida parisii ERTm1, 2889 nucleotides. RefSeq lists its product as uncharacterized. Gene Ontology annotation, molecular function: guanyl-nucleotide exchange factor activity. Gene Ontology annotation, cellular component: cytoplasm. NCBI's taxonomy places the organism in Eukaryota, Fungi, Microsporidia. The transcript has a single exon. The record is from RefSeq and is a predicted model, not a curated record. Bases 1 to 2463 code for a protein of 820 amino acids.
AUGGAAAAUAAAAAGUUCAUGACAAGAGUUUAUACCUGGGGUGCAGGUGAUGCCGGCCAGCUGGGAGCAGAUACAGAAGAAGGAAUGAGUACUAAGCCAGUGGAGCUAGUGUACUUUAGCAACAAAAGAAUAACGGAGGUGGUUUGUGGGGGGAUGCAUUCACUUGCCCUCUCUAUUGAUGGGUCCCUUUAUUCGUGGGGGUGCAAUGAUGAAGGUGUGUUAGGCAGAUCUGGGGAUGAGGAGAAACCUGACAGAAUUACAUUCCCUGAGGAUGUAAAAAUUAAGAAGGCCGUGGCAGGGGAUUCAAUAUCUGCUGCUGUGGAUGAGAAUGAUAAUUUGUGGACAUGGGGACUGUUCCGUGGGCCAGGUGGUGUGAUUGGGCACUCUCUGAACAAGGACGGGUCUGUUUAUAAAAUGGCCAAAUCCCCUGUUAAAAUCAGUGGUAUUAAAGUGGCCUCUGUCCAGGCAGGGUGCAACCAUUUAGCAGUGGUGGAUAAUAAAGGCAAGCUGUACACCUGGGGAGAUGGAGAGAAUGGAAAAUUAGGAAGGUUAAUCAGCAGGAGAUCAAAGAGCACAGACUGUCUGUCUCCUAAGGUGGCUAUGGCAUCAGCAAGUGCUGUAGUGACAGGAGCAUACCACUCAUUUGCCAUUAAAAGAAUCAAUGGAAAGGGAGAAAAGAGUAAUUCUCUGGCAAAGCAGUGUCUUUAUACAGAAGGAAAGUUCUUUAAGGAUACUAAUGGGAAUGAGAUGUACUUAUACGACCAGAAGAGAGAAGAUCUGACAGCAGAUCAAAUGGAAGAAGGCAGGAAGAGAAAGGUUCCUUCUGGUUCAAAAUACAAGUACAUUAGAAUUACACCAGAAACACAGGUGCCCAGACAUAUCAUGUACCCACCUAAAGGGAUGACAUUGUACUGCAAUUCAAUGGGGGACCUAACACUUAACCCAAACAUGGGAAAAAAGAUAGUUCUUCCUACAACAAGAAUGCGAGUGCUUAAGACUGAUGUACCCGCGCCAGUGAGCAAUUCUUCAUCGGAUGAAGUGGCGCCUAUUACCAAGAGUAUUCGAGAGAUUGAAGAUGAGGAGGAGAAGGGCAAAAUCACAGAGGAAGAUCUGUGCCUGUAUGCAGAGUACUAUAAGCUAGAACCAGGAAAGGAGAAAAAGGUAACAAUAGUGAGUGAUGGCAUUGAGAAAGAAGUUGUAUUGACUGGGAAUAGCCGGAAGGUUGAAAAGCCAGCAAAGAAACCACGCAGUGCAGCAGCAGCAGAAAUGAUCCGGAAAGCUAAAGAGGCUAGCAUGAAGGCAAAGGAAGCAGAAAGCAUAGGCAGUGCCACAGGAAAGAAGUUGGAAGAGAAAGAGAAGGCCAAAAACCAUGCAGAUUCAGAUGAAGAGACGCAGGAGAGUGAAGAAACAGAUGCAAGCACAUCUGUUGAUAGUGAAGAAAAGAUGGAGACAGAGAAUGCGUUAAAGAGUAAAACAGGGAAUAAUAAUGAUGGCAAGACUGUUUCUAAUACAGAAGAACCGAGUAAACCAAAUAAUAUUGCAAAUACUUCACCUCACUCUACUGCAGACACAGGACAGAAAGUUGCCUCAGGCCCGAAGGAUAGUGCAAAACCAAGCAAAGGCACCCCAGAGGGAAGCAACAAAGUAGUUGACCCCGGGGCGGAUGCUAUUAAUGUAGAUAGUAAACAAGCCAGCGCAGAUGCAAGUACGCCUAUACAGAGGGAAAGAAAGAGGAAGAUUGGCAGUGCAAAGGAGGAAGUUAAGAGGAAGAAGCAGAAGAAUAAGAAGAAAACUCUGGUGAAAAAGGUGCCCCGGGACAAGCUGAUAGUGCCAGGCCAUGGCGGUGACUUUAUACUGUUUAAUGAGGUGCAGAGAAUGUUCUUGUUUGACCGGAGAAGAAAAGAUAUUUCAACAGCAGAGAAUUCAAAGAAAGUGAAGUUUUCUGCAUCUGGAGUCAAUAAUUAUGGCCAAGCACCGAAUGCCAGUGAAAAAGAAACAUGGGGCCCGUGGAUGGACUACUCCAAAGACGACACAGGACCAUCUACUUUUGUAAAAGGCAUGGGCGGUGAGCACAGCACACACGUUCUUGAUGCAAAUGGCACUCUCUGGGGCCUGGGAAGAAAUACCUUUGGCCAGCUGGGCAUUGGUGACAAUGAAAAUAGGACAGAAUUUACUAAAUGCGCCAUCUCAAAUGUGGAUGAUUUUGCAAUUACAGCCUCGCACGGAAUGGCUAUGUCGCAGGGCAGAGCAUACACCUGGGGGUUCGGUGAAGAAGGACAGCUGGGGUAUGAGGCAGAUAAAGAAGUCUCCCCAAAAGAAGUGGCUUUUGGAAAUGAGAUCGUUAUUAGUGUCGGAGCAGGUGGGCAGCACUCUGCCAUUGUUACCGCAGUGGAUGUGACAGAAAACACAGAAUUAAGCAAUCAAGAUGUAAUUUUCGGAGUAAAUUACUCGGCCAGUACGUAGUGGUGGGUAAUCAUAACAAGAAAAGAAAUAAACCAGGACAGCAGCAGAUAAUAAGGUACACAGACAAACCUCACUGCAGCAAAGUACGCUGUGGUGAUAUUAGUGUAGUAAUAGUAGUAAAAGGACACUAACUGUGAAAAUGCCUGUACACUCUGCUCUCCUGUGUCUUAUCCUAUUAUAAUAGGAGAAUUUAGUCCUAGCUUAAUAAUAAGUGUUCGCCUGGUCAUUCGCUGCUUUUACUACGUGACAGUUGAAUUAUCAGUGGAUAUGGGGUCUUUUGCACACAGGAUUCAUUAUGUUUGUUAUUAAUGACUGCCUUGUGGCUAGAGAUUAGACAGUGCGGUGAAGUAUACCGUGCUAUCAUACCCUAAACUCAGAUACAUUCACGUGUUCAUGAUAGUAAAACAGACCAUCAUUAAUAAAAUC